Messenger RNA from Lachancea dasiensis, 591 nucleotides. NCBI's taxonomy places the organism in Eukaryota, Fungi, Ascomycota, Saccharomycetes, Saccharomycetales, Saccharomycetaceae. The record is from the annotation of a GenBank genome assembly.
AUGCUGAGUCCGGCGGCUCACUCGGGCCGAGUCCUUACCAGAGUACGAACUUAUAGCUCUCUACCCCCGCCAACCUACUUUGGUCCGCGAACAUCGACUUCGUCUUCACCGCACCCUCAGUUGAAGGUAGCGAAUCCGCCAAAAGAGGCCGUGCGGAAACCUCUUCUGGAGCUGGCUACCGUCCUGUCGGUGAUAGCGUUGUCUUUUUUUGCCAUUGACAAUUAUCGAUCUCGGUUGACCCUGGAGUUGAAGAUGGAGGAGAACGCGGUACGUUUCAAGGAGGCUCAGGAGUCGCUAGCUCAACAGGCCAAUGCUCAUCGCAAGAAGAGAGAGCUUCAGAUUUUGAACGAACGCAAAUUGAUACAAACACGCGAUAUGAAAGCGGUCUUGCAUGUUGCAAUGCUACGGAAACAGCUGACAGACGCUGGUAUAGAGCCCGUUGCGAUUGCCCAAGUGUUGCAGGAGUUUGAAAAAAAUGUAAGGAUGGAAAACAGUGUUUCCAACGUUAGCGGCACCCGGCUAUGGCUGACCAGCGAUAGUGAAUCCAAAGCCUAUAUUUCUGACAUUCGCGAAUAUGAUGGUAGAAAAUGA